AUGGAAAGAAGAGAACAAGAUCAAGUGUUUGGGUUGUUGAUGACAUUGGAUCCUUGCUACAAGGAUGUCAUCAAACACAUCUUGAGAUCGCCUAACCUACCAUCCAUGGAGGAAGUAUGCGCGCAACUUCAGAAGGAGGAGGGAUCUCUUGGCCUGUUUGGAGGCAAGGGUGAGCUCACUAUGGCUCAUCAAGCUGAAGGAAUGCAAGCAAACAAGGCUGCAUACAGAGGCUCAGGAAGGAAGUAUGAAAAGUAUGAGGUAAGCUGUGAGCAUUGCAAGAGGACCGGUCACAAGAAGAGUGAGUGUUUGAUCCUACAUCCUCACCUCAGGCCACACGGGUUCAACAGGGAUAAAGAAGCAAAGGCUCAUCUUUCUGCUGAAUCAAAUGGUGAUGGUUCAGCCGGAGCUAGCUCAGGCGCUAAGGUGGGUGAAAGUGAAUGUAGAGCCCUGGCAUCUCAUCAACUAAUUAGAAAGGGUAUGGAUCAGGAGGUAUUCAAGAGAGCUGACCUUGAAGCCUUCUUCAAAGCUCUUAAGGAGUCUGGUAACACUCUCGGAAACACCCUUGGAUACUCAUAUGCUGCUCAUACAUUGCCUAGUACUACUGAUAAGUUACUAGACAUUUUUAAAAGCUCUUACACUGCUGCUAGUAAUCCUAACAAUACUGAUAAGUUACUAGACAUGUUUAAAAGCGCUUACACUGCUACUAGUGAGCCGAGUAUAACUAGUAAGAUUGAUAAUAACCUGAUUAAAGACAUAGAACCGGCUCAUGGACAUGUUAUGAUUGCUAAUGGAGAUAGAAUUCCUAUUAGAGGAAUUGGUAAACUGAAACUGUUUAAUAAGGACUCUAAAGCAUUUUUCAUGCCUGAGUUUACUUCUAAUCUUUUAUCUGUCAAAAGAUGCACCACUGAUCUUCAAUGCAAUGUUAUCUUUAGUCCUGAUGAUGUUAAGCUUCAGGAUAUUAAGAGCAGUAAGUUGAUUGGACAAGGAGCAACCAAAGGAGACCUUUAUAUGCUUGAUGAUCUUAAUCCCAUCUUUAGUUCUUGCUUUUCAUUUAGUUCUGUUUCUUCCUUAAGUAAAGAUGCAUUGUGGCAUGCUAAACUUGGAUAUCCACAUGUUAGGGCUUUAAGCAUUGUGUUACCAGGUGUCAUGUCAGAUAAUGGUGGAGAAUACAUAGGCCACACAUUGAAAGAUCACCUAGCUCAACAUGGGAUUCUACAUCAGACUAGCUGUCCUUACACUCCACAACAGAAUGGAGUUGCUGAAAGGAAGAACAUACACCUCAUGGAAGUGGUCCGUUCAAUGAUGUUCCACAAGAGUGUCCCUGAGAGAUUUUGGAGUGAUGCUGUGAUGACUGCUUUCUAUCUGAUCAACAGGAUACCAACUAGAAUCCUAGAGGAUUAG
Messenger RNA from Brassica oleracea var. oleracea, 1401 nucleotides. RefSeq lists its product as uncharacterized. The record is from RefSeq and is a predicted model, not a curated record. The transcript has 3 exons. Gene Ontology annotation, biological process: DNA integration. NCBI's taxonomy places the organism in Eukaryota, Viridiplantae, Streptophyta, Magnoliopsida, Brassicales, Brassicaceae. Gene Ontology annotation, molecular function: nucleic acid binding. Bases 1 to 1401 code for a protein of 466 amino acids.